This is a messenger RNA of Brassica oleracea var. oleracea, 459 nucleotides long. RefSeq lists its product as uncharacterized. The transcript has 2 exons. NCBI's taxonomy places the organism in Eukaryota, Viridiplantae, Streptophyta, Magnoliopsida, Brassicales, Brassicaceae. The record is from RefSeq and is a predicted model, not a curated record. The coding region runs from base 1 to 459 and encodes 152 amino acids.
AUGUCGGUGAACGUACCUUCAAGCAAAACCAAAGCGGGUAAGACUACUUCGGCAAAAACUAUAGGCAGUCUGAUUAUGCAUAAGUAUGAAGGCGUUAAGGAAUGGCCAAAAUUUAGAGGUAUUCUAGAGAGAAGUUAUGGAAAAAUACCGAAGUACUUGCACAUGCUGAGAGUGGCUAAUCCGGGUACACAUUCAUCUUAUGACAUUGAUAGCAAUGGGAGAUUUAGGUACCUGUUUAUUGCAUUUGGACAAUCGAUACGGGGAUUCAACAAAGUCAUGAGGCGGGUUAUUGUGCUCGAUGGGACUUUUUUGAAGAGUAAAUACAAAGGAGCUCUACUGGUUGCAAUUGCUGUAGACGGGAAUUCUAAUUUGUUUCCUAUUGCAUUUGGAAUAGUUGACUCAGAGAACGAGUGGUCUUGGAUAUGGUUUAUGAGGAAAAGGAUCAAGGACGGUCCUUAG